Messenger RNA from Anthonomus grandis grandis, 2016 nucleotides. RefSeq lists its product as uncharacterized. The record is from RefSeq and is a predicted model, not a curated record. Gene Ontology annotation, molecular function: nucleic acid binding. Gene Ontology annotation, biological process: DNA integration. The transcript has 2 exons. NCBI's taxonomy places the organism in Eukaryota, Metazoa, Arthropoda, Insecta, Coleoptera, Curculionidae. Bases 524 to 1579 code for a protein of 351 amino acids.
CUCCGAAUCUCGUGUUGUUGCGUAUUUUAGUAAGAGAACCACCCCGGAAGAAUCUCGGUACCAUUCUUAUGAGCUGGAGACGUUAGCCCUUGUUAACGCGAUUAAACAUUUUCGUGUUUAUCUAUUAGGCAUUAAAUUUAAGGUCAUUACAGACUGUAACGCUAUAAAAGCUACAGCUCAUAAGAAGGACCUUCUUCCACGCGUUGCAAGAUGGUGGAUUUAUUUGCAGGAUUUUGAUUUUAGCGUUGAGUAUCGUAAGGGUAAAUAUGUUCAGCAUGCCGAUUAUUUUAGCAGGAAUCCACCAUCUGAAGGUCAUUGUGUAAAUAUUAUACAUCAAAGUUCGUGGCUUGAAGUCGAACAGACUAAAGACAACGAAGCUCAGGAUUUAAUUAUUAAGUUGAAUACAGGGGAACCGGGAGUAGUUUCGGAUUAUGAUAUUAAAGAUUCGUUGCUCUGCAGAAAAAUUGAUAAAAAUGAGUUACGAUAUUUUGUCCCAAAGGGCUCUCGCUUUGGGUUAGUCCGCAUGUAUCAUGAUGAACUUUGUCAUAUUGGGGUGGAUAAAACAAUAAGCAAAAUUAGAGAGCAAUUUUGGUUUCCUCGAAUGAACGCUUUCGUACGAAAAUACAUUUCACAUUGCUUAAACUGUGUCUCUAAUAAAAAGUUACCUGGCCCUAAGCAAGGUUUUCUUCACUCAAUCGAUAAGAAACCAAUUCCUUUCCAUAUAAUUCACGCAGAUUGUGUUGGACCCUUUAAGACUACGUCUGACGGUUACAAACACAUUUUGUUACUUAUGGAUGGCUUCACCAAAUACAUUUUCUUAAUUCCUUUAAAGUCAUUAACUGGUGUCGAAAUGCGUGAUAAAUUAGAAUUGUAUUUAACUUUAUUUGGAACGCCUUCGUUAAUAAUAACUGACAGGGGCACAAAUUUUACGGAUAAAAAUGUAACACAGUUGAUAAAAUCUUUUAAAAUAGAGCACCACUUGGUAGCAACAGGAGCGUCAAGAGCAAACGGACAGGUAGAGCGAUAUGUGGCUACUGUUACUACUAUGCUCAGAGCGGAAAUAAACAACGGGUCAGAAUGGACGAGAGCAGUUCCAAAAAUACAGCUUACUUUAAACAGUUCUAUACAAAAAUCUACAGGGUUUUCACCAUUAAGAUUACUAAUAGGUGUCAACGCAAAUAACGCUCCUAUACAGGGAUUAAUUGACUCUAUAGGUGGAGGGGUUCAUUGUAAUCUUGAUAUUGCUAGUGAUAGAGCUCUUGCAUACAGCAGGCUACAGCAAAAUGCGGCUGCUCAGAAGAAAAGGUUUGACGAACAUCGCCGUAAUAACCAUACAUUUCUAAUGAACGAUUUUGUAUUCGUUCCAAAAUCAAACGCGAGGGCAGCAAAAUUAGAGCCUGAAUUUCGAGGCCCCUACAAGAUUGUUGAAAUCUUACCUGGUGAUCGAUUUAAAGUCGAGAAUAAGCGUUUUAAACGCGGUCCCCUGAUAAUCGCCAAAGAUCAUCUCAAACUUUGGCCUGGAGAGUGGACUGAUGAAUUUGUUUCUGAGAACGAAAAUGAAAAUGAGACCCAACAGUAGCUGUGUGCGAGUUGCGAUGUUCUAAGCGGUGUUGUUACUGCGUUGUCUACGCCUAAACAUCACGCCUUUUCGAUUUAGUAGCUAUUUAGAAGUAGUUUGUUAUUGCUAAAAAAAAAAAAGUAUUUUAUAUUGUGGCAUUAUAUCAUAAUAAGUAAGACAUUCAUUGUAUAUUUUAACCUCGUAAUAUUUUGAUUAUACUUUUUACAGUGGCAAUUCAUGCUGUUUUUAUUUUAUAUGACUCAAAAAGAAUUGUUGGUAAGCAUUGGAGGUAUUUCGAGAGCGAAAUACAGGUCAGUCUGGCCGUGUUAGCAUUUUCUUAAAAAUUAGCUACGUAAAGAAUAUCCACGGAAGGCACGGGCUCUCAAGAGUGGGGGGUACGGCGGAGGAUUGCGUGCGAGUACCGCUCCGGGGCAGAUUCGAUGAUAUCCGCCUUGAGA